GGGGGCAGGCGGCAAGGCGGGCUCCUUCUUUGGCCAUGAGCGAGGUGCCGGCAUUCGGCCGCCGCCGUCGCCUGCGGGACGCGGGGAGGGAGCGGCCGCGGCGCGGAUCCGCCGGCGGCAGCGGGCGGGUGCUAUGGCCCAGGCCAAGAUUAGCGCCAAGGCCAGCGAGGGGGCGGCGCAGCAGCAGCAACAGUCCGGCGGGCAGCUCCGAGGCCGCUUCUACCGCUCUACCUCCAUGGCAGACCGCUCCAGCCGCCUGCUCGAGAACCUGGACCAGCUGGAGCUCAGGGUAGAGGCUUUCCGUGAUGCAGCAUCGGCUAUGGAGCAAGAGAAAGAGAUCCUGCUGGAAAUGAUCCACAACAUACAGAACAGCCAGGAUAUGAGGCACAUCAGUGAAGGUGAGAGAGAAGAGUUGAAUCUGACUGCCAAUCGUCUGAUGGGCCGAACCCUGACUGUGGAGGUGUCUGUGGAGACCAUCCGCAACGCCCAGCAGCAGGAGUCCUUGCAGCAUGCCACCAAGAUGAUUGAUGAGAUCGUCAACAAGCUCCUGGACGAUCUGGAAGAUGCCAAAAUCCGCCUCAUGUCGCUGUACGGUGCCUGCACGUCCGACGUGCCGGCAGGACCCAUCGAUCAGAAGUUCCAGUCUGUGGUCAUCGGGUGUGCCAUCGAGGACCAGAAGAAGAUCAAAAGGCGGCUAGAGACUCUGCUCAGGAACUUGGAGAAUUCUGAGAAGUCCAUCACGUUGCUGGAGCACCAGAAAGCAUCCGUUCGACAGUCUUGCAACAGCAAGCAGGAUUAGCCUCUGCUGGCUGCUUCUUGGCACACUGCAGGACAGGCAAAUCCCCAUUGAGAGGACACAGAAGCCAAGGAGAGAGUUCCCUGCAUGGGCACACGCGGGCACACGCAUGGCACCACAGUGGUUCCCAGUGCCAGGGGCCAGCAUUUACAGGGUUUGGUGGCAUGGGCGUUUUCUUUGGGCAAUACAGGGUGGGUCAGCUCUCUGCAGAGCUGAUGCUGCUCUGUUGCAAGCUGUAACUGUGCUUCUGCUCAGCUGUCAGAACUGCCAACAUCUGCCUUUCUUCCAUUCUCCUGGGGGGUUCAGAGGUGUGCUGAGUACCGCGAGGCUGGCCUUUCUCUGCUGUAUCCAUAGUGUGUGAAUCAGACUUCUGGGGCUUAGAGAUAGGUCAUGGCAAUAAGUCAAAAUCAGUAAUAAGUGCCACAUGGUAUUUUCAUAAACAAUACCCUGUCCUACUCAGCACCAUUUACAGCUCGAGUAAUCUGGCACCAUUUCUAGGUAGAUAAUAGACCUUCCAAGAGAGUUUUCUCAGGGUUUUCAUUUUGUUGUUGUUAAGCUCUUCCCUGACCUAAAAAUACCUGACAAUAAAAUGUGAGCUGUCUCACA
Molecule: messenger RNA, 1402 nt
Organism: Pogoniulus pusillus (Red-fronted tinkerbird)
Lineage: Eukaryota; Metazoa; Chordata; Aves; Piciformes; Lybiidae
Gene: BAG2
Product: BAG cochaperone 2
Exons: 3
Coding region: 134-799 (221 amino acids)
Biological process (GO): protein stabilization
Molecular function (GO): adenyl-nucleotide exchange factor activity; protein-folding chaperone binding
Source: RefSeq, a predicted model, not a curated record